This is a messenger RNA of Scedosporium apiospermum, 1053 nucleotides long. RefSeq lists its product as uncharacterized. Bases 1 to 1053 code for a protein of 350 amino acids. NCBI's taxonomy places the organism in Eukaryota, Fungi, Ascomycota, Sordariomycetes, Microascales, Microascaceae. The record is from RefSeq and is a predicted model, not a curated record. The transcript has 5 exons.
AUGGAGGUUGAUCUUGACGGCCUGCCCUCGCUCCCCCAGAGGUUCUUGUCACACUUGCUUACGUUCGUGAACUCCUCCAACAUCGAUCGAUGCGCCGCGGCUGAUAAUAAACUUUACUUUUCCUUAGGGUGGGAUGUCCGCCUCAGGGACGUCAUUCCAACCACAUAUUGGAUCCUCGUCUUCGGUGUUUGCUACUCCUUCGUUCUUCCGUUCCUUAAAUCGGCGAUUCUAAUAGAAUGGUGCCGACUAUUCGUCACUCCGGGAACAAAGACCAAAACUCUCUUCUUCUGGGGUUGUAUGGCCGUCAUCUUCGUUCAGGUCGGUGCUGGCAUCGCUAUUAUCGUCGCGCUGAAUUUCCAGUGCAUCCCCCACCAGAGAAUCUACGAUUUCACAGUCCCAGGAAAAUUUUGGGACCUAUUCAAGCUGCAGGUUGCGUCGGCCACCAUCCAUCUCGUGUCAGACAUUGCUAUUUUCAUGUUGCCACAACGUAUAAUCUGGAAACUAAACAUGUCAUGGCGGAAGAGGCUUGGUGUUUCGGUCGUUUUUGGCCUGGGUUUCCUUGCCUGUGUCUCGGCGGCUUUCAGACUGGCCGUGACGGUCGCAUAUGGUAGAGCCACUGAUGCUAUCUUCAACCUGGGCCCUUUAGUUUUCUGGGCCUCCGCUGAGAUGACAUGCGGAUUCUUUAUUGUCUGUGUACCAUGCAUCCCGAAGAUUCUCAAGGACACCGGUGUCAUGAGCAAGAUUAAGAGAGGACUGGGCAUGAAGUCCACGAAGGCGAAUUCGAGCCACAAUUGGAACCGUUAUGGAAGUGGGCCGUCGAACCAUAGCAAGGCGAUGAAGACAACAAACGACGCAUAUUACGAGUUGGAUGAGGAGGGCGUACCUAUGAAGGAUAUAAAGGGGUCGGAAUCGACGGAGCAUCUCCAGAACGCCGCGCCCACUGAUGGAAUCGUCCGUACCACUCGCAUCGCGGUCACGCAGAACUCACCGUCGGUGAGCGACGGUGGGAGUAAUAACAUGUACACAGAUCCUAGGGGUGGGUGGGCAAGGUAG